CACUCUCCAUCUACAUCAACUCUCUCUCUUUCUCUCUUCACUUCACUUCUACUCUCUCUCCCCUCCUUCUUCAUUUAUCUUCGACUUUUAUCCCUUUUAGCCACUUUCCAUUCACGCCUCACUUCCUGCUUAAAAUCACCGAACUGCCACCCUCCUCCUCCGACACCAACAUUCCCAGUUCCCACCUUUCCUCCCCUCUUAAUGGACUCCGAUUCCUGGAUUUCUGCUCGUCUCUCUACUUCUUCCCGCCGCUAUCAAUCUCGAUCUGAUCAUCCGUGCCUUGGUGGCAUCGACGAUACGGAUGGAGAUGAUGAUUUUAGGGCCGAGUAUCUCUGUCCUUUCUGUGGCGACGAGUACGACGUCCUUGGCCUUUGUUGCCACAUUGAUGAGGAGCAUCCUGUGGAAGCCAAUACUGGGAUCUGUCCGGUUUGUGCUAAAAAGGUGGGAAUGGAUCUUGUUGGCCAUAUUACCAUGCAACACAGGAAUUUCUUGAAGGCUCAUCACAAGAGGAGGUAUAGAAGAGGGGGCUCUGGUUCAGCAUUUUCGUUGCUGAGAAAAGGAGCUCUGCAGUCUCUUUUUGGAGGUUCUUCAUAUGCAGCGCCCUCCAAUUCAACUCCUGAUCCUCUGCUGUCAUCGUUUAUCCAUAACUCAGUUGUUGCUGAUGAAUCCCUGAGUUUAAUGUCUUGUCCUUCAGUUGAAGCAAACCCAGUAAGGGAUGGCUCGAAAGAUGAUUUGUUGGAAAGAAAGCCUCAAGAGUCGCAGUCGUCGGAGGAGGAUAAAAUGGAGAAGGCUCGGAGAUAUGAGUUCAUCCAAGGGUUGUUGAGUUCCACUAUUCUUGAAGAUUAACUUGUGACAGAAAUUGUUAGCUAGUAUGCUUUAGGAGCAGGAGCCAUAAGUAUGAGGGAGGCGUUUAUUGAGAUCGUGGUAAGUUAGUAGUUGCUAGGAGGGAUAUAAAGUAGUAGUCAAGAUCGUGUUAUAUAUAUAUAUAUAUUGUAUGUAUUUAUGUAUGUAUGCAUUGGUGAUGUACCUGUAACUAUUUGCGCAAUAAUGAAAAGGUGGAAGAACUGCGUUUUAUGUCA
Molecule: messenger RNA, 1079 nt
Organism: Prosopis cineraria
Lineage: Eukaryota; Viridiplantae; Streptophyta; Magnoliopsida; Fabales; Fabaceae
Product: protein DEHYDRATION-INDUCED 19 homolog 4-like
Exons: 5
Coding region: 202-846 (214 amino acids)
Source: RefSeq, a predicted model, not a curated record